Triticum aestivum (bread wheat) is the source of this 798-nucleotide messenger RNA. RefSeq lists its product as uncharacterized. Gene Ontology annotation, biological process: cellular response to heat. The record is from RefSeq and is a predicted model, not a curated record. Lineage: Eukaryota; Viridiplantae; Streptophyta; Magnoliopsida; Poales; Poaceae. Bases 1 to 798 code for a protein of 265 amino acids. The transcript is spliced from 2 exons.
AUGCAGGCCGCCGCCGCGUCGGCGCCGGCGCCGCGCCACCGCGUGUACACGGCCGUCGAGCCCCGGUGCGAGUGGGCGCGCGCGGCCGACGCCGACACCCUCGUCGUCGACGUCUCAGAUGUCUGUCUUGCCUUGGUCGCAGGGUUCAUGAAGGAGGAGCUCAAGGUGCUCUACAACACGAGCCGGAAGCUCAAGGUGGCCGGCGAGCGCCCCGUCGGCGACGGCCGCGGCGCGCGAUGGGCGAAGUUUCUCAAGUCGUUCCCGGUGCCUAGGAGCGUCCGUGCCGGCGGCAUCAGGGCCGUGAUGGACAAGGACCAGGCCGUGCUCUACGUCAUCCUGCCCAAGGGAUCACCACUAUCACCACCCCCAGGUCCGCCACCGCCGCCACCACCGUCGUCCAUGGCCACGCAGAAGGAGCAGCAGCCUGGAGGCGCUCUGCCCCCGCCUCACGGAGAGCGGAAAGGCGAUGGCUCGUCGGGCAGCAGCAGCAAUGGCAGCUUCUGGAGCGCACAAGAGGACGCAGAGAAGAACAAGGCUGAAGAGAAGAAUAAUAUGGUGCCUAAGGAGACCAGGAUUCAGAUACAGGAGGAGGAGAUUGCCACACCAGAUGCACCAAGAACCGAUGGUGGUGAUGAUGACAAGAGGUGGUGGGAGAAGCUCACGCCUCUGCAUGCUGUUGGCUUCAUUGUUAUCGUCCUUGCGGUGGUAGGGGUUGGUGCACUGUACGCAACGCUGCUACUCCGAAUCAUGUGUAAAAGACUACAAUUUCUGUACCCUGCCUGCCUAACUGUCAUCUGA